Molecule: messenger RNA, 6303 nt
Organism: Chilo suppressalis (striped riceborer)
Lineage: Eukaryota; Metazoa; Arthropoda; Insecta; Lepidoptera; Crambidae
Source: the annotation of a GenBank genome assembly
UAUUGCAAGUUAAGUGAACUGAGGAUAUUAAGAAAAUGAAAGUUCUUUGCUUUUAUAUUUUUAUUAUUAUCAUCUGAUUCACAUUCUUUCUAUGGACCUACAACUAAAUAACAUAAAAUGCAACAUCAAGGAAAAGACCACAGUGGUAAUCGACAUUGUAAAAAUUUUUGAAAUGCAUGAAAUACAAUAUACUUUCUAGCUAGACAGCAAUUGAAGCAGCACCACUAAUAAUUACAGUAGCUUCUUGUUCGGUAAGAGUGGUUGCUGCUUCCACAUUAUCAACACACUCUACCAUAGUUAACUGUUACUUCUUCUUAGUAAGUUUUUCUGAAAGGUCAUCAAAGGUAGGAUCUUGCAAGUUGAUCAUCAAACUGUUGCCAGGAAGGAAGACACGGUUUUGUGAUUGAGCAAUCAUUCUAGAAAUACUUUGAGCAGCACGAAUUUUACGCAACUUAAGAUAGCCAGGAUUCAUUCCCAUUGCCUUGCCCAACAUUUCAGCUGCUUCUGCUUCACCCUCAGCUUGGACAAUCUUUUGUUGUCUCUCCUGUUUAGCUCUUUCAACAACAAAAGCGGCCCUUUGAGCUUCCUGCUGAGCAACUUGCUUAGCUUCAACAGCAGCUGUAUAUUCUUUACCAAAACUUAAUUCAGUGAGGGAGACAUCAUCAAGAAUUAUGUUAAAAUCAGCUGCGCGUUCAACAAGUUCACGUCUUAUUAAAAGCGAAACUUGCUGUCGCUGCGUAAUCAACUGAGAAGCGUUAAAUUUCGCCACAACAGAUUUUAGGACUUCAUUACAAAUUGAUGGUAAAACUUUUUCAUCAUAAUCAGUGCCAAGCUGUCGAUACAUUAUUGGUAGACUGUUUGAAUCAGGACGAGACAGUACGCGCAAGGAUAUGUUGACCAUUUGUAAAUCUUUGGACCCAGUAGGCGAUGAUAUCUUGCGUGGUCGUGAUCUAAUAUCGUAAAUGAUGGGGUACUGAAACCAUGGUAUGCGGAAGUGCAGACCUUCAGUCAUAACAUGUUGUUGGAUACCUCCUAUUCUGUUAAACAUAAUAGCACGAUGACCACCUUCUACGGUAAACAGAGAUUGCGAAAUACCAUAAGCCGCCGCACCGACCACCGCUACGACUUUCAGACCGAUACCCAUUCCAGGAGGUCCCCCUUUUGCAAACUUUCCAGCCAUGUCGUUCAACUUACUUUGUGCCAUGACAAUAAACUCGCAGAUAUAACUAUUUGCUAAAUUCUAAUCGGAAUUCCAAAAAAAAUCUAACCUGAAAUUCGACUCACAAUGAAUGAAAGAUGGAGAAUUUUGAUUGAAGCACAGACUAGGAGAUACUAUUUCUACGCAUGAUUGAAGUGAAGCUGAGAAUGAAUGAACGAACGAAUUAAGCAGUCAGCAGCACAGAUAAGUUAGAGCGACCAAGAUCUUUAUGAAUGUGGCGAAAAUUGGAACUGACGACGCCGUCUUUGGUAACCUCAGUUGUUAACGUCAUAUUUUGUGACAUUUACGCAAACAGUGGCGCCCUCAAUUAACUUAAAUUCUUAACGGUAAUGAGAAUAAAAUAUUUUUAAAAUUAAUUUACUUAAUUCUUUAAAGAUUCAGUCAAAGGGUCGGUGGUUUUGAAUUAAGAAAGAUAAUAUAUUAAAUGGUUUUAAACCUGAAAAGGUCUUUUUAACCUAAAUAUAAGUUAGGCUAUGAUUUUAGACAGUUUUGUAAAAUUUAAAUUCUACACCCUAAAAUUACGAUUUGAUAAGUUUUAUGACUAAAUUCACGUCUGUAAUGACAAUGAAGAACAUAAUUAUUGCUUUGAAAUGUAGAACUAAUUUCGAAUUUAGAUUAGAAAACUUCAAGAACGCACAAAAGUCAAAACGGCCCGAAAUAAUAGCGGUACGCUAUGAUGAUUAGUGUGUCGCUGCCAAGCCGCUACUAUAGCAUUUAGCCACUUUACCAAGCCGCUACUAUAGCACUUAGCCACUUAGUGCUAGCCAUAGAGAAUGUAAUCACUCCGUUUGGCUAGCAUAUAACCAAAGAGUAGGAAUCUCUAUCUAAUAUAUCGGAAAUUUAUGCUAGCCAAUAUGGGAAACUCCAAGGCCGUAAAAAUUACAUAAAAACAAAAAAAAAACAGAAUCCUUUGCCCGUCCCAACAGGGACAAAUUAACAAAAAAAAAAAAAAGAAAGGUAUGCAGCAAAAUCAUAAAUUCUUGAGCAAAAUAUAGGAAUGACAUGACUUAAGAAUGACACUCGUUUUCGUUUUUGACGUUUUGUUUGUCUUGCUUGCAAUUGAAUGCAAUGCAUAGCAAAAAGAAAAUGUAAAUGUCUGUUGUUCUUAUCUUAAAUUGAAGAUUGUUGACUUGGAUUUCGUUUUUUAUGAAGGAGAUUGACUCCUAGUAUAAACACAGGUUUUAUUAUAACGAAGAUAAAAUUUAAAUAUGGAUUCGUGUAUCGGUGUAGAGCAAGAUCUGGACAAAGCCAUAACAAAAUUUAGUUCUUUAAACGAUCACACUGAUAGAGUUUUACAGGAUGUAAUUGAACAAGUAGAAAAUUUAAAAAACGAGAUAGCUAGACAGCCAUCAAAUACUCCUCUGUCUCAAACCCAGUCUAUGGUUGUUAGUGAACUGGCUACUAGAGUUAAGCAAACGGUGUUUCAAAUGUCUACAGAACACCGUGAGCUACAUGCAACUGUGUCCCGAGUAGGCAAAUCAAUUGACAGGCACUUCAUUGCGGAUUAUGGGUCAGUCGCACCAAGGGCAGAAACAUUUUGCUGUGACACAAACAGACCUAUUAUGGAACAAGCCAUUGCACAACAUUUAUAUAGACAGGGACUAGAAGACGUAGGCGAUUCACUAGUGACAGAGGCAGGAAUUCCCCCAGUGGAGCGCACUUGCACGUUCGCGUUGCUGCAGCGAUGCGCAGCAGCGCUAGCGGAUGGCGAUCCCACUCAAGCGCUGCAGUGGGCAGAGGAACGGAAGGAGGAAUUAGCGCACUCACCUUUACCGUUUACUCUACAUAGAAUGCAAGCAUUGAAGUUGGCCCGCUCGGUGGGCGUGGGCGCGGCAGUAAUGUACGCGCGCGCCCAGUUCCCGUCGCACGCGGCGCGGCACGAGCGGCAGCUGCAGGCGGCCGUGUGCGCGCUCGCGUGGUGCACUCCCAACGCGCCGCCCCCACCGUCGCACUACGCGCAUCUGCUCGAUCCCCGCGCGCUAGGUGCAGAAGCGGCGGAGCUAUUUAUCCGCGAGGCGUGUGCUUUACUUCGACUCGCCCCGUUGUCUCCACUCGCGGGGGGAGUGUUAGCCGGCGCACGAGUCUUACCAGCCUUACACGAUAUUCGUGCGAAAAUGACGCAUCCGCACGUGAUCGCCGCGUGGGCUGACGACGAGCUGCCACUGGAGGUGGAUCUGGGCGAAGACGGCGGCGGUUACCACUCCGUAUUCGCUUGCCCCAUCCUCCGCCAACAAGCGUCCGAACAGAAUCCCCCCAUGAGACUGCUGUGCGGCCACGUGAUCUCACGCGACGCCCUCAACAAGCUCGCCAUGGGUGCCAAGUCAGUAAAGUUGAAAUGUCCCUACUGCCCAAUGGAGCAAGCGCCGUCUGAAGCAAGACAGAUAUACUUCUCUUGAAAGCACGAAACGCAUAAUUUCGUUAAUAUAAUAAACAGUAAGAGACAUAGAAUGCCGGUCACUCCGGUCAUAUUAUAAUACCGAUAAUAUUAUAUAGACGUUUAACUCGGAUAUGACUUUAUUGUAAGAUAAACAAUAGGCUAGUUGACCCUUUUUGGAAAAAGGUUUUAAAUGGUUAAUAAAUGUUCUAUUAGCCCGAAAAAAAAUGUAUUGUAUUUUUUUUAAACCUAGAAAGCUACAAAUCUUUAAUUUUAAAAUAGACUUUUCAUGGACAUACAAAAACGCUGUCGGCCAUUUUAGUCUAUAGAUUGUCUAUGCUAUGACGUGAACUGUGGUAAACAAAAACUCGUAAACACGUAGAAAAUUACUUUUAACUGAGUUUAUAAUAAAAAAAAACAUGAUUUCUAAUAAAUACCACGAAAAAUAAAGUAAUUAUCAUUACUGUAUUGUACGAGAAUAUAAAAACACAUCCUUGAAGACUCCAGGAAAGUUGUGGAUUAAAGUGCCGAAAGAAAUUAACCUACGCAACUUUAUUACACUUAUUCAUAUGUUGUAUCAGUUUUAUGUUUAUUACUACAUUGUAAUACUAAAUGCACUGUACUUACAUAGAUGCCUUGUCGUUUCUCUGCUCCGCAGAGCAGAAAUCGGGGUUUAGUGCAACAAAUUCACCAACCAUCAAUGCGUCAAUUCUUGGCAGAUUUGUGAUUUCUGCUUUCACAAAGCCGGCAUCCAUAAUUUGUUUAGUCAAAAAAAACUAAAUUUACUGUUUUUUUCUUUCCUAAAGUUAAAAGUGUUUUAAGAUAAAUUUAGUCAGACGAAAGAAUCCACCUACAGUAACACGCGAAUGACAUUUAGUUGUUUACCACAAGAGACGUCAAAAUCAUGGCGAAUGUGGCGAACAGCGUUUUUAGUGUUUAAAAAAUAUAGACUAAAAAAUAUUUUUUACAAUUAAAUUUCUACAGCAAUCUUCUGCUUUUAUGAAGUGAAAUCGAUAUAUUAAGGUUCCUUAGACUAAACACUUUAAGAAAUAAACAUUUAUUUAAUACAAUUCGACAUGAGUAAACUAGCCUAUUAACACUGUAUAUUUAGUUGGCUUUUAGAGCCGCACUUUUUGUUCUUAUCUAAUAAAUUAAAUAUAUAGUAUGAGCUCGUUUUAUUUGACAGUAGGAAAUGAAUUCUUCUGAAUAGUCGGAUUACAUAUUUGCUAAAUGCAACUUUUUGAUAAACGUCGAGUGGUGUGCGUGAAAACUUAUAAGAACAUAAUUUCUAUCAUAACUUUGCACCAAAGUUUAGCUAAUCAUGUUUAGACUUACGGCGCUUGUUAUGAGUCGAUUUCUACUCGGGCCUGUGCUGGCUAAACUUGUUCAACUGCACGGUUUGUACUGAUCCCAAACCGGGUCGAUAUAACAUGGUUUAUACUGAUCCCAUAUUACGGAGAGUGUAUUCUUUCGCACCUUAUGCUGGCGCGUCACGUGGCUAGUCAUGUUUGCUAUAUAUUGGGUGGUAGCAGUCACGCUCUACUACGGGGAGUGAGAGGGAUGGACUGCUGUCGAGUUUGCGGGUACGAUUGGUCGUGUGAAGUACCGGCAUUACAGGCCCUGCCAGAAUACCAGCGCUGCUGUGAUACGUUUUGUAUCGUGUUGCGGCAGCAUUAACUGAGGCAGGGUCCUGAUUGACCACAAACCACAAAAUGUAGUUUAUCCUUUUUUUUACCUAUAUAUAGGGUGAAAUUGAAUGUUUCUAUGAAACUUCGUGAGAUUGUUGGGUUACGUGUAUAGAGUAUGCCUGAUUUUUUUCGGAUAUUUUAAAAUAUUUUUUUUCGUUUUUUAUUUGGUUAUUUUUUAUGUCAUUUCUUCCUUAUGAGUAAUUAUUCAUUUUAAACACGUCUACAUAAGAGUUAUAAAGCAACUUAAAAUAAGCACUCCUAAAAAAACGGAAACAUAAUGAAUGUCUCCAGUCGAGAUCAGCGCCGGCCGCCGGGGUGACGACCGGCGGCCGCCUGUGUAGGUACCUGCUACACGCACAGAUGACUCGGCGCUUACCUACUCUCCGCUUUGAUUCCACACUAUUUAAAAACAUUACAAUAAAAUAGUCUUAGAUGCUAUAUUAUAAUUAUUUAUUCACUGAUACACAAUACCUUUGAAUAUUAUUUCAUAAAGCACAGGUAAUUAAUCAAUAAAAUAAAUCUUCUGUUAGAGCAAUUAAAAAUCCUAUAAAGUUAAUAUGACUGUCACGAUUUUAAAUCGGUAAAGCCUCUCUGUUAGUGUAAGAACUUCUUUUUUAUUGUUAAUAUUAGUUGCCUCGUUUAAUUAAAACUUAAGCACAAACGGCUUAUUUAAAAUUGGGAAAAAUCAUACAGAGCAAAUCGGUAUAACUUACGAGCUUAGUGAAGGAAGGAACUCUUCCGUGUCUGAUUUGCCCACGUCAUGAUAUUCCGAACACAUUUAAUCACAGCCACAGUCACACACACACACACAUAAUAAUAUGUUGUUUUGCGGCAAGCACGGGCGGGCGGCGCGCCGCACGCUGGCAAGAAACAAGCAGCGUUGGCGCCGGUUGCGGCGUCUUUGAUUUGAUGAUGUGAAUUCCGCCCACCUCCCCUCUUCUCCGCACGCGGUGGUUUGCUUUGAUUGCAUGCAAAACGCAGUCGCAAGUAUAUCAAUCGCGCGUGGGCGUGCGCAUCUUUUG